UUCCCGACGCAGCUGACGAUGUAAACAAGAAAAGACGGUCGAGGGCAAAAGGGAUCAAAGAUACCAGUGUCACCACCAAUGAUAGCUAUAAAAUUCCCAUAAAGGUUGAGAUGGGGCUCCCUGUUACUAUUAAAGUCAAUUUCAGGGGGAAUGUAAAGCGUUUCCUUGCUCAAGAUCUGGAUAAAUUGGAGUGGGAAUCGGUGGAAACCUGGAUUAAGGCGUCAUUUGGGAUCAACCAUUUUCAAGUGAAAUAUUUUGAUGAGGACAACGAAGAGAUCUGUAUAAAUAGCCAAGAUGAAUAUGAAGAAGCUAUUAAGAGUGCAGAGAAGCAGGGGAACCAGUUACACAUGAACGUGUACAAAAUGAAGGGACAGGCAUGUGGACCAUUGAAGACUGAAGUGAAGGAACUUAAAGGGGACCUCCGACCUGCUCCUCCGUAUCCUUCCAGAGUCAAGACUGUGGACAAAGGCACUCAAGUCACACCAGAGAAAGAGGCUGCUGCAGUGAAAGACAGCAAGGCAAACAAACCAGAAGAUGAGCCCCCUCCUGUAUGGUUUAGAUCCUAUAUGGAGAAGUUUAAAGAUGAAGUGGUUAAAGAAGUGGUAGAGAGGAUGUGCAGUGAUUUCUCUGGUCAGUGCUGCACACACAAGUCUUCAGACAGAGGCCUUGAGGUGAACGGUGCAAGUGGUGGUGUUCCUCUGGGCCCCAGCGCAGGCCCAUCCACCUCAAAUGAGUCCCUGGGUUACACCCCAAACUGCAGCAGCUGCAACAAACUCACCUCUGAUGGGGCGUACAAAUGCAGUGUAUGUCCAUCCUGCAUCCUGUGUGAGAUGUGCAGACAUAGCCAUGACCCCAGCCACAACCUCAUUAGAACGAAGACACCUCUUUCAAUCCCUGAGCAUGGGCCGUCUGGAGAAUUAAGGUUCCCAAGGCGAGGAGACAGGACAGUGCGCAAGGCCGAGCGACAGCGCCUCAAAGCGGAAAGGAGGCAGCUCAGAGCUGAAGUGAAGGAGAUCAAGAAGAAGCUGCGCCUGGAGAAGAGAGGACUGCAGUGGAGUGGGCCCUCUACCUCAGCCCGAGCCAACCUGACAAAUGUGGCAUCCGCCUCCACCCAGGCUCCUGCCGCGCCCCCCAGCGUCGCCACGGAGACAGCCUCAGGUCCAGGCCCUGCCCAAGGCCCCAUCUCUGCCCUGGGCCCCGACCCCCAGACCUCCAGUCCAGAGGGUCCUGGGGUCUCGCACACGUCCUUGGUGCCCACAAUGGCUGCCUUGUUUCUGGAUGAAAAUCUGCCUGACGGCACCCGUCUGGAGCCUGGUACCAAGUUCAUCAAAUACUGGAAGAUGAAGAACUCGGGCACAAUCAGCUGGACCUCAGAGACUAAGCUAGUGUUCAUGUGGGGCAACCUUGGCCUGGCGUCAGAGGAGAAGAGGGAGGUGCCAGUGCCCUUACUGCUGCCCGGACAAAUGGGCGUUGUCAGUGUGGUGUUUGUGGCUCCUGUGAUGGAGGGCACCUACACGUCCCACUGGCGGCUCGCCCACUGCGGCUGCCAGUUUGGCCCACGCGUCUGGUGCAGCAUCGUGGUCGACCCCAGCAACAGUCGCAGUGACCCUUCUCUUCAAAAGAAAACACUGAAAGACGACUUUAAGUGUGUGGAAAAAGAGAAGGAGGUAAGACCAAAAGACACUGGUCCAGUCCUGGCAAUGGACAUCAGCCAUGACGACUUGUACUUCCCUUCAGUGGACCUGCUCACGGCCCAGGAUUUACUCUCAUUUGAGUUGCUUGAUAUAAAUAUAGUUCAAGAAUUGGAAAAAGUGCCCAACAAUACUCCUGUUGACUUGACUCCUUGCAUCUCCCCUUUGCCACAUGACAUACCUAUGCUGGAAAAGACCACAACUUCACAAAUAAAAUCAGAAACAAAUGAGGAUGUUGAGGUUACAGGAGUCAGAACACUUUUUGGGGCAAAACUAAAGCCCCAUAGAGAGAUGCUGGAGUCAGUAACACAGGAGGAGGAGAGAGAAGAAGAAAUCAGUGGCGCUCAGUUUUUGUGUGAAACUAUUAUUCGUUCACUCACUUUGGACGAACCACCAGACCACAGACCAAUGCGCAGGAUUCUACAUAGCAGCCACAAACCACAAUUGGUUUCUAGAGGUCCUAGCAUUUGCCUUGACAGAAAUACAGAUGUUGAAAUGACAACUAAAGAAAUGAACCCUAGAAGAGUUGAGAGUCUGGCUCCACUCCCAAAUAUAUCUGUCACACAAGAUGAGGAAACUACUACAGCUCUCCUGUUGGAACCAGAAAAACAAAAUGUUAUUUUGCAUGACGACAAAGACGAUGAAGCUGUUGUUUUGAAUGGCAAUGAAGUAAAUGAAGAUGAGAAGGAGGAACGGGCAAACAGGGCGGAAGACUGGGACGAGGUGAGCAGCCAGACCUCCUCAGUCUCCUCUUGUGACGACUACAUCAUCGUUCUCCCCGACUGCUUUGACACGAGCCGCCCUCUGGGACAGUCCAUGUACAGCUCCGCCCUGUCCCAGCCAGACACAACCACGACCCCCAACGACCCUGCAGCCAAUGACAAUGCAGCAAGCGAGACUGCAGCCAAUCUGGACGUAGAACAAGACAAGGAUAAAGAAGAGCCCGCCUCCAAACUGAGCAGGGCGGCAUCGCUAACAGAGAGGGUGGAGCCAGAGGACGGUGGGACAGUAGCUGAAGUGUCCCCCGUGUCCUGUCCCCCUGUCCAGAGCAGCGUGAAUCAGAUGCUGUGCGCCUCCCAAACUCUGGACGCGGUCACUCUGACGCCUGAAGUGGUCCCGCCCCCGGCACGUGCGGACCCCCUGCUCCCCCCACCCACCCUCUACUCACCAAGGUCAGAGGCACUGUAUUUAGCUGAGGACCCCAGUCCACCAGCUUGUGAGCCAUAUGAACCUCAACCAAGAGUCCACCUCAAUGUUUCAUCUGGUUUGUCAAGAUCAGCUGGCUCUGCUUCCAGUGCCUUUGAGACAUACAACCCCAGACCCAGCAAUGCACUGCAGCCAAGUAGGGGUCAAGGUGGCAUCACAGAGGGCCUGGUAAAGGGUGCUCUAUCUGUGGCAGCUUCUGCGUAUAAAGCUCUGUUCACUGGACCAAACUGCACCAUACAGCGCGGCAUCGACCCAGCCACGAGACAGGACCCGUCGAUGAUGGCCAUGCUGCUGGAAAUGGGAUUUAGAGACCACCGUUUGAAUCAGCGUUUAUUAAGGAAGCAUGGAUACAGCCUGCUACAUACGGUCAACGAACUGGUUCAAAUGGCCGAAGAAAGCCAAAACGAAGCAGGAGACACCCACCAAUAAGAGAGGAGCUUGGGGUUUAAAAGCUAAAAAGGAAAAUAUAAAAUUAUCUUUUUAAAUUUUGUGGGAAAGAAUAUUUAAAAUGUGUCUUUUUUUUUUUUACACCAAUCAGGCAUAACAUUAUAACCACAGAUAAGGGAGGUUAACAUUUAAUUAACUUAAACUAUGUCAAAUAACCUGUUAGACAAGUGAACAUUUUCUCAUUCAAAUCAAUGUUAGAUGUCAGAUGAAUACAGAUUGCAGUAUAUAUUGCAAUUGCUAUUAGAGUUUAGGUUUUAAUAAUGGAUUUUGUAAAGUUCACAAUUUAAAUGUGUCCAGAAAGACUAAAAUAGAACUUAAGCUAAUACAAGAAUUACAUUUUAGAAUAUAUUUCUACAGGGCUACCAGUUUUCGACAGACUAAAACAUGCCGUUGUGUUGUUUGUGGAGGAAAAGAAUGGUACUGGUAGAAAAUUGCAGUUUGCAAUUUGGCAGCUGUAUUCACUAAAAUUUUGAUCAAAUUUCAAUCUUGCAGAACAUGUAUCUCUAAAUGGUAACUCUUGUACAGUCAGUUUAUUUUAUUUAUAGAGCACCUUUAAAAUGAGAGAAGGGAAGGAACAUAAUGUUGUAUUAUUGACUGGUGAUGCAUGUGAGGAGAGCCAACCAUGAUUCAGAUAAAAUGUGAUGACAGUGAAGUUGGUUGGGUUCACAAGAUUUCAUAACAUUAUAAAGAACUUAGAGUUAAAUAUUGAAGCAGAGGGCAACUCUUUAACACCUUAAAACUGUUUAUUGCAGAUAUUUUGCCCUGGUUUAUGGCCAAUAUCCAUAAUUACUGGAUCUAUUCAGAAAUAAAACUAGCCUGAUGUCAACUCUGUCAGUGCAAAUUAAAUCAGGUAAAAUUAUAGCUUCACUUUAACUUCAUAAUGUUGUAGUAUUAUCCAAUCAAACUUGCUCAAUUCAGAAAGUAGAAAGGGCCUAACAUAUGUGGGCGCAAUACCUGGACAAAGUAAUAAUAAUACAAAUAUUCUUGGAUUUUGUGUUUAGAUAUAGAAUUAUUGGCCCGUAUUCUCGAUCUUAGAUUACGAGAUUAUCAAAAUCAAGAAAACAUGUGGUUACAAUAUUUUGCCUGAUUGGUGUAUUCUAUUUUUAGGAUAGCCUACUUUUGAGAAUGAAGGAACAUAAACAUGGCACAGAUGUAAGAAAUAAUAGAUUAGUUUUUGAAAAAGUUAAGAAUUAUUAUUAUCCCUAAAGAAGCACUUAAGAUGAGUUAACAUGGCAGAUUAAGCUUUGCCAUAUUCCUGAUUUACUUGGACAUAAGAGCUUUAUAUAUGUGGUGGUGUGGUGGAGAGGGACUGAACUGUGUAUAAGCUUCUUCAUAGUGUUUGUAUGGCUUGUAGCUGCUUCUUGGUCUGGUAAAACGCUGUCAUUUUCAGGAGCAUAGCUAGAAAUUAAGAUGAUAAUUAUUGAAUGUUAUACAAAGUUAUACAUGUGGAUGCUACUGGGGCAAGUUUAAUUUCAGAGUCAGCAGUGCAGUAAAAAGGUGCAUUAUAUAACA
Molecule: messenger RNA, 4856 nt
Organism: Boleophthalmus pectinirostris (great blue-spotted mudskipper)
Lineage: Eukaryota; Metazoa; Chordata; Actinopteri; Gobiiformes; Gobiidae
Gene: nbr1a
Product: NBR1 autophagy cargo receptor a
Exons: 22
Coding region: 111-3326 (1071 amino acids)
Biological process (GO): macroautophagy
Cellular component (GO): phagophore assembly site
Molecular function (GO): ubiquitin binding
Source: RefSeq, a predicted model, not a curated record